AUGGUUCUUGUCGGACCGUCUCCCGCCUUGCUGGCCGUUAUCGGUUCGAGGUUUCAAUGCUUCGCUUGCUCGUCCUCUACGGUGCUUCCUUCGUCACAACAUCGUUCCAAUCUCCCCAAGGAAUCCUCCCUGCAUCGUACCGUCGCGCCAUUUACGCCUUCUGUGGAAGCUGAUCCCGAGCUGAACGUACCUGCUCUCUCCGAAAGUGUGCGAGCUCGCGGACUCUUUACUCAGUUCCCCGAAACUCUUCUCAGUACAUUGGAGUUGUCACCUAACCUACGCCUUCAAUUUCUGUCACGCCUCCUACGACUGCCCAACAAACUGCGUCCUGAAUUGGUGGUAUGUAAGACUUCCCUCGCCCUCUUUGUGCGCCCUCCGUUUGCGUUUCCCUCCUGGUGUUUUUUCAACUUUUGA
This is a messenger RNA of Dibothriocephalus latus, 414 nucleotides long. Lineage: Eukaryota; Metazoa; Platyhelminthes; Cestoda; Diphyllobothriidea; Diphyllobothriidae. The record is from the annotation of a GenBank genome assembly.